Molecule: messenger RNA, 1218 nt
Organism: Lactuca sativa (garden lettuce)
Lineage: Eukaryota; Viridiplantae; Streptophyta; Magnoliopsida; Asterales; Asteraceae
Product: protein LURP-one-related 5
Source: RefSeq, a predicted model, not a curated record
AAUUAGCAUUGUUGAUAUACGAAAAAUAGGAUCUAUAAGCUCCAAAUUGGCCGCUUAGACUCGCAUCGAAUUCAUCUCCCAGAAAUAUUUAAACUAUAAUCACUAGAUUGCCAGUUGUGAAUUCAAGAAAGAGAGGAAUGUCUAGAAUUCAUCCAUCUUUGGAAAACAAAAGCGGAUUAAAUCGCCUAACAAGCGAUGAUCAUGAUCAUCUGGACCCGGUCCCAGUUCCAGUUUCAAGUCCAAAACACACGACUCUUACUGUAUGGAAACGAUCGAGCAUGAGCUUCCAUGGCACUGAUGGCUUCACUGUGUAUGAUCGCAAUGGAAAGCUGGCUUUCCGCGUUGACAACUACUCCAGAAACAGCCAUGUUCGAAGCCGCUGGUCUUGCUCUUCUGUUAACACUCACGGUGGCGCCGGAUGCGGUGGUGGUGGCGGUGGUGGUGCUCUUGUCCUCAUGGACGGAUCCGGCAUUCCGUUAAUUACCCUCAAACCACAGAUUUUCAGUAUUCAAAACCAGUGGAAUGGAUGUAUAUAUAGAGAAGAUGAUAACAUAUCAUCAAAGAGCAACAGAAGAAUCUUCAUGAUGAGGAGACCAUCUUCGUCUAUGAUGGUUUUAGGAAGAACAAAAAACGAGCAAGAUGAAUGCGAGGCUGAAGUCUUCUUCACAGGCACGACGACUGAGCACCAAAACCAUCAUCAUGCAGAAUCGGAAACCGGUGGUGGCGGUGGUUGUGAUUCAAGAAAACUAUUACGCAAACCUGAUUUCAGAAUAGAAGGUUCGUUUUGGAAUCGUAAUUGCAAGAUCAAGAGCACCGGUAGCGGAGAAGUGGCGGCCCAAAUUAUGAGGAAGAGAACAGCUCCGGGAGCGGCGAUGAUGAGUGGUGGCAGUAGCAGCACUGGUAGUACGAUAAUAUUGAGUGAAGAAGUAUUUACCCUGGUGGUGAAUCCAGGUUUCGACCCUCAACUCAUCAUGGCUUUUGUUGUUGUUCUUGAUCGGAUAUGUUUCAAGCCUUUUUUCACUCAUCUCAUGUGUUAAUUAAUUUGUCAUGUGUUUGCUUCAAGAUGUACAACUUGUUAUUCAGUAGCCCUUUGUUUGAAACAGGGAUUCCAUUCAUCAACAAUUAAUAGCACUUUAAAUGUAAGGUGGAUGGUAGCUUGUUGCAAAUCUAUUCAUUAAUUAUUGUCUAAUAUCUAUGAUGCACGGUUGAAGGAAUCAA